This is a messenger RNA of Aspergillus ruber CBS 135680, 690 nucleotides long. RefSeq names its product DUF1777-domain-containing protein. The transcript is spliced from 2 exons. The record is from RefSeq and is a predicted model, not a curated record. Gene Ontology annotation, cellular component: precatalytic spliceosome. Bases 1 to 690 code for a protein of 229 amino acids. NCBI's taxonomy places the organism in Eukaryota, Fungi, Ascomycota, Eurotiomycetes, Eurotiales, Aspergillaceae. Gene Ontology annotation, biological process: RNA splicing.
AUGGCCGAACCCCCUACAAAACGUGCCCGUCGUAUUGACAGCUCUACAAUGUGGGAUUUGAACGAUGACCGGACACCCGAUGGAAACAUGGAAUUAGAUAAAAGCCCAAGGAGAGAUGAUGGGCGACGCGACGGCCCGCGCGACGACCGGCGAUACCGCUCCCGUUCAAGAGAUCGAAGAGAAAGACGACGAGACAGGAGUAGGUCUAAAGACCGUCGUGAUCGCGAUCGUGAUAGGAGGGAUCUUAGAGAUGGUCGGGUUGCGAGAGAUAGGGAGAGGAGCGUGAGCAGAGACAGAUACGAGAGGCGAGGAUACCCAUCGAAAGGAGAGAGACUACGUGAGCGCUCCCGCUCCCCCCGAAAGAACACCAGAGACCGAUCCAGGACGCCGCCUCGAGGACCCAGAACAGAUCGUCGGAACGAUCGAAAAGAUCCUCGGUCACAACGGGACGGAACUCCGGCUUCCCACAAACCGUCGAAGGAUGAAAUGGACAUGGACGUCGACGAGGUGGCCGACGGGGACGAUCUCGAUCAUGUUAUGCGCAGAUACAUGGGCUUCAGCCGGUUCAGGAGUACGAAGAACACCAAGGUUCCUGGAAACGACAUAUACGGCGUGCGGAAGGAAAAGAAGACAGAGUACAGACAGUACAUGAACCGUUCAGGGGGUUUCAACCGGCCGCUCAGUCCUUGA